CAUUCAGCAAAGAAGGAAAGAGAGAAAAACACAGCUGAUUGUGGAAGAAGAAACAGACUUUGACAGCUCUCAAGUAUCAAGUCUGUUUUAAAACAACCAUAUCUUCACCCAUACAGAUAAAGACUUACAUAAUGUGAAAUAAAAGUAGUCAUCAAAAGAAGAAAACAUGAUGGCAGAAGUAGAGAAUGAAAGUGCAGAACCCAGGAAUAAAGAUAAGAUAUCCCUAAAUGAGUCCGGUAUUGGUCAAGACACAAGUAGUGAUCUCAUACACACUCCAGGGAGAGGGUACCUCCCUAAUGAUGAGUCUGGUAUAGGGAGAGAUCUCUGUUGCAACAACAGUUUAUGUGAUGGGAGUGAAGGAUCAAAAAAUUGUUCUAAUGAUUGCGAAAAGUCUAUUUUGGGAGAAAAUGCAUAUGCAGAUAUGACUGAGCACAGUAAAAAUGGUGUCAUAAAAGAAACAGAUGAUAAUAAUAAAUGUACGAUUGUCUGUGAAGAUUCAAACAAUGUUUAUACAAAGCAUGCAAAGUGUGAUAUGAAGCAAAAUGAUGAAACCAACAAUAUGGCCGAUAAGUGUGAGGGUGCAAGCAGUUUUACUGACAAAAGUAUAGGAAUAAAGAAAGAUGACAGUGGCCUAGAUUUGCAUAGAUCCCCAGGGAGAGAUGGUGUAUCAGAUCUUGACGUAAGUGAAUCUCAUAGUGAAAGUGGUGCCAUGUCCACAAAAACAGACUCAGGGGUUGCAUUAAGUUUAAAGUUGUCAGAAAACGAAGACUCUUCCAGAGAAUCAUACAAUGCCAUAGUUGGACAGGGCAUGGACUUGGAUGAUAGUGAACCGACAGAGUCAUGUGAUGUAACAAUGCCAUCAGGUGAUGAUGAUAUUAAAGAGACUGGCAAUGAAAAUUCUAGUGAAAGUGAAGAUGAAGAUGAUGAAGUCAUUGUUAGAACAAAAAAAGUUAAACGCAAGCGGAGAAUGAACAGGGUGGGUUCAAGUAGUGAAAACGAAAGUAGUGACAAUGAAAGUAGUGACAAUGUUGAUUUAGAUUCAAGUGUUCAUAGAAGUGAAGAUGUUAUUGAUUCUGACGAUGAUUCUGAUGUGGAGCAGAAAAAAAGUAGCGAGUCAGAAUCAGAGGAAGAAGUAGCAUUUGAAAAUGAAAAUCUGAAACAAACAUUCAAAGCAAUAAAAGAUCUGCGCAACAGAGAAUAUGGAUAUUCAAAAAAAAUUCCACCAUCAUAUUUCAGAGAGAAAGUUCAGGGUAGUGUAAAUCUAGUGAAGAGAUUUGAAUUACAAUGCAAACUAGAGUAUCAUGAUGGAUGUGUUAACGCACUACAUUUUAACAGAAUUGGUACACUUUUAGCCAGCGGAUCAGAUGACUUGAAUAUAGUUCUUUGGAAUUGGAUACGCCAAAGACCAGCAUUGUAUUAUGACAGUGGACAUAGAAGCAAUGUAUUCCAGGCAAAGUUUAUGCCAUUUAGCGGUGACUGUCAUGUGGUGAGCUGUGCCAGGGAUGGACAGAUAAGAUUGGCCGAACUUUCAUUGACUGGUGUGUGUAAAAAUACAAAAAAGCUAGCUCAACACAAAGGAGCUGCUCAUAAGUUGGCUUUAGAGCAUGAUUCUCCCCAUGUGUUCCUUAGUUGUGGAGAAGAUGCUUUAGUGUAUGGUGUAGACUUAAGAGAAGAAAAGCCAAAUAAACUGGCACUUACCAAAGAAGGAGAUAAAAGAAUACCAUUAUAUUCUAUCCAUUCAAAUCCUGGUAAUUCCUUUGAGUUCUGUGUUGGCGGACGUGAUCAUUUCAUUAGAGUGUAUGAUAAAAGAAAGAUUGAUAAGGAUGAUCCAUCCUCAGGGCUACUGAAAAAGUUUUGUCCUCAUAAAUUGGUUGACAGUGAUGUGAAGGCUAAUGUUACAUGUGCUGUGUAUAAUUAUAAUGGCACAGAAAUAAUUGGAUCUUAUAAUGAUGAAGAUAUCUACAUGUUUAAUAAUUACCAUACUGAUGGUGCAGAAUAUGUAAAACGCUACACUGGACAUAGAAAUAACCACACAGUAAAGGGUGUAAACUUCUACGGACCUAAGAGUGAGUUUAUUGUGAGUGGAAGUGACUGUGGACAUGUAUUCCUGUGGGACAAGGAGACAGAACAGAUCGUACAAUAUUUGACUGGAGAUGACAACGGAGCAAUAAAUGUAUUAGAAGCACACCCAACAUUGCCUGUACUUGCUACCAGUGGAUUGGAUCACGAAGUAAAGAUAUGGUCCCCUAUGGCAGAACAACCUACAGAUCUCAAAGGAAUUAAAAAGGCAACAAAACGGAAUAUGAAGGAAAGAGAAGACGAAAGAAUACAUGAUGUAGAUAUGAUAGAUGGGCAAAUGUUAUGGUAUAUCAUGCAUCACAUGCCUAGGGCAAGAAGACGGAGAGAAAGAGAAGCAGAAGGUGAAAGAGACUCAACCAGCACUGAGAACAGUGAGAACGAUUCUUCUGAUUCAGAUGAUAUUCCCAGAAUUCCUUGUGCACCAUCAUAGUUACCUGGACAUUUCCUGUGCCAUAUAUAAAAUUCACUUUAUCUUAUUUUCUACAAGUUGCAUAUAUUAAAUGGAAAAUGUCAAUAUAUAACUUGGGGCAAAAAUGUACAACAAUGAUUUUUUAGUCUUACAGUUUUGUCCAAUCAGUGUCUCCUAUUUUAAUGAAGCAUUUGGUAAAACGUUAGCUAUACCCGCUGUAAUAAUAAUAUAAACAUUUCAUAUCAAGGCUGCAUUGUAUCCACGUCUAUAAAAUGAUAUAUUAGGCUAAAAGUAAAUUUAUUUUUGAGUAUUUUAUAAUAUAAUAAAAAUACCGGUGUCUCUUUUGUAUAAAGGUAUUCUUGUUAUCUUUAUUCAAAAAUGCAUUCAUUUUCAUAUAUUUUUUAAAUAUAUAAUUAUUUUUUACGAACUCCUGUCGUUGGGUUUGAUAUUUUUGAAAAUAUUGCUACUUAUAGCAGGAUUUAGUUACUGGAUAAAUAACUUCACAUUUGACAUUUGCUUAGGAAAACAGCUUGUAAUAUAAACAGUUAUUGAGGAGAACUUUAUAACGAAUGGAUGACGGUAGAUAUGUAGAUUCCACCACUGUAACAAGUGUGUUACGAUAUUUCUCCACUCGAGACAGUUAGAUUUUGAUAUUUAAAGUGCGAGGCUUGCAGAGCUUUUUAAAUAAUUAAAAUUUAACCGUUAAGCGUGGAGAAAUAUCGUAAUACAUGAGUUAUAGUUGUGGAAUAUGUUUCUCUAAUGAUUUUUAUCCUUUUCAAAGAUUUGAAGAAAGUUGUGUUCUUUACAUGUGACUUCUAAGGCAUGGUCCCCUUUUUUCAUGACCUCACAAUAGGAAAUUCAGAAGAAAUUUAGAAAAUUUGACAUCAUAAUUGAAUUUCGACCAAUCAUUUCAUGAGAACAGAUAUUUCACUGGUGAGGAGAACAAUUUUUUCACAAUUGGUUGGGAAAUGUGAAAAUAUUGAAAAAAUUAGAGAAACAUUUUUGAUUCUGUCUGACAAAGAAACAAAAAUUGAUUUGAUACUAUGUCAUAUUAUUACUUUGUUUUUUUUGCACCAUUAUUUUCUGUUAUGAUUUUCCAUUUUUGCAACAUAUUGCAUUGUUGCUGUAGUAGUCAGAUUUUAUGAUCUGGAUGUCAAACCAUAAAUUAUAGUUAUUGAAAAUUUAUUUUUCUCACAUAUGUUAACUGAUAGCAUUUUAUGCUUAAUAUCAUGAUACUUAAUAUUUUUGACACAUUCAUUUAUCCUAAAAUCACAAUUAUAAUUUUUGUUGAGAAUAAAUCUGCCAGAUUUGAUGGGACAUAUUUGGCCAUUUAGAAUCAGAGGAAUCGUGGGUAAUUUCAUUUUGUGUACACCAAAUUAAAAUAUUAUUACACUAUUAGUUGAAUAUCCAUUGUUUAGGAGGCCAAUCAUAACAAUUUGGUGUACACUUUUGAAAAUAUUACCCAGAAUUCAUCAGAUUCUAAUUGCUCUCUUGUGCUUAAUGUACAUAAAAUAUGUGUGAUAAUGUUUGCUAGUCUUGUGAAUGUAAAUACUGUUAUUUGAAGAAGGUGAGUGAUUUGUUUUGGUAAAAAGUUUGUGAUCAUUUUAGGUAAAAGCUUUUGUGAGUAACAGUCUGUAGUUAUUUUGUACGUUGUCUGCUAUAGAAGAUAACAGAUAAUUGAUACUUCCUGUAUUUGUGUGUUACUUAAAUAAUUGCAUUGUAUUUGAAUGGAAUCCUCUUUUGAUAGUAUUGAAGUGAUUGCAGUGAAACUCUGCAUUGGAGGCUUUUGUAUUUUGCCUUAAGCCAAAUUAUUUAAUAAUGAUGGAAUCAAAGCAUAAAAAAUUUUGUGUAAACCUUUAUUACAUGUUCUUGUCUAAGCCAAAUGUGUGAAAUGAGCAUGGAAAGGAGUAUUAUACUAAUUGCAUUUAGAUUAUGUCUUUGAAAUUUAAAGCAUGCAUUUUAGAUAUUUAUAAUGUUAUAUAAAUGUACACAUGAUCAUGUGGACAAAAUCUCUCAGUUCAAAGAAAUGAUGUAACACAUAAUUUAGUGGGUUUUACGAUGCAAUGUUAUUACAAGAUGAUAGCCUGAAAAUAGAUAUAUUAACUUAUGCUAGAAAACUUUCCUUCAAAAUAGUCUCUUGAUUUUCUGGCUUGUCUAUUUGUCAGUAAACUUUUCAAUACAUGGUGAAAGUUUGUUGUUUAUAAAAAGAGAGAAAAAUGUUGCACAUCCUUUAGGAAUUUUACACAAGUAUGUCAAAUUAUGCAAGAGAAAUACAGUUUCUUUUUGUGUUAGUAUACAAGAAUCAUCGCUUUAACAAUUCAUGAACUUUACAUUGUUAAACUUUAAAAUACAACCAACAUUUCACUGAUACAAGAAAAUUAAUCUACAAUAUAUUGUUUGUAUAUAGUAUUGUCAUUCUUGAUUCCACUGUGAAUAGUUUUGUUUAUUGUGGAUACAAAUAUUUAUAUUUAUUAUGUUCUUGUAUGACAAGAAUUACCAUGGAGUAUAAAUACAACUUAACAAUGUGUGAUAAUUUAUACAAAAUUGUUCCUUAUUUUGGUGAUACCAUUAAAAGCAUAGUUUGAUA
Messenger RNA from Mytilus californianus (California mussel), 5075 nucleotides. RefSeq names its product DDB1- and CUL4-associated factor 8-like. Gene Ontology annotation, cellular component: Cul4-RING E3 ubiquitin ligase complex; cytoplasm. NCBI's taxonomy places the organism in Eukaryota, Metazoa, Mollusca, Bivalvia, Mytilida, Mytilidae. The coding region runs from base 167 to 2509 and encodes 780 amino acids. Gene Ontology annotation, molecular function: protein binding. The transcript is spliced from 14 exons. The record is from RefSeq and is a predicted model, not a curated record.